Molecule: messenger RNA, 195 nt
Organism: Funneliformis caledonium
Lineage: Eukaryota; Fungi; Glomeromycota; Glomeromycetes; Glomerales; Glomeraceae
Source: the annotation of a GenBank genome assembly
AUGAGUAAAGGCAUUGGUAGCGAUAUGUUUCGUCUUACGAUUCAAAUAUCGGUAAAAUUCGAGAGGUACUGGGUUAAGAAUAUGCAACAACCAGUUGAUCCUUACACGAUGGGUUAUGGUAGUAACUUAUUGGCUAGACUGCCUUCGCGCUUAACGGCUUACAAGCUCGUACAAAAAAGAGCUCCUAGUAGGUAA